AUGAAUGCACGUUGUUUGUUCACAGGUUCACCACCCUUAACAGGAACUGGCACGGUACGCGUCAUUGUUCAAGACAUCAACGACCACAGUCCGGAAUUUGAACGCCAAUCAUAUCGAGCAACGGUUUCUGAAAAUCUGCCGGCAGGUACCAAAGUACUAUCGCCUAUUGCGCACGACAAAGAUACCGGUCUUAAUGCAAAAAUACGCUUCAGCUUGUUGGGAGAGAAGAUGGAAAGGUUCAACGUGGAUGAAAACACUGGAGAAAUUAAAACAGCUGUGACUUUAAAUCGAGAAGAUACACCUUCAUAUCAUUUUACAUUGAUGGCUCAAGAUUCGUCAGCUACCGAGCCAAGAGCGACAGCUGUUAACUUCACAGUCAUUGUUCUUGAUAUCAAUGAUAAUUCACCAACAUUUGAGAACUCUGCAAUCACUGUCAGUAUUCCAGAUCGAAUUAAGACGGGACAAUUUGUAUACGGUGCAAAAGCGAUUGAUCUCGACGAUGGAAUAAACAGUAAAAUUGUUUAUUCGAUAAGCGGAAAAGAUGCAAAUAAGUUUAAUAUCAAUUUGAACACGGGAGUCAUUAAAUCAGCAGAAGAAUUUUCACUCAAUGGUCAAGGCACAGACAAAAUCUUCAACAUCAUAAUUCAAGCUGUUGAUCAAGGACAUGAACCAAAAUCAGCGAAAUGUGAAUUGACUGUGGUUCUUAGACCAGCACAUUUAUUCCCAACAUUCUCAUACAUGUCAGAAACGCAAUUCAUUUUAUCAGAAGACGUUGCUGAGAAUAAACUCGUGACAAAAAUUCAAGCGACAUCACCGAAGAAAGGUCCAAUUGGAACAAUCAAAUAUUCAAUUGCUGGUGGUAACAUUCGUGAUGCUCUUAAAAUUGAUUCAUCGACUGGUGAUGUCACUGUUGGUCAUGGAAGACUUGACUUUGAAACAUCACCGCAAUAUGAAAUUUGGGUUGAAGCAUCAGAUUCGGAUCGACCAAGUCUACGUAGCGUAAUGAAGCUUUUGAUUAAUGUAACUGAUGCUAAUGACAAUGCACCGAUAAUGGAGAAAAUGUUGUAUAAUGCUGAAGUAAUGGAAGAAGAACCACCGCCUCAAAUGGUCGCUCGUGUUCGUGCAACUGAUGCUGAUUCCGAUGAAAAUGGACAAGUUUCGUAUCGUUUGGUAAAUGAUUUCGAAAGUGCUUUUGAAAUUGACUCCGAUACGGGUGAAAUCUUCACCAGCAUGAGACUUGAUCGUGAAGAUAUUGCAAGCUAUGAAUUGACAGUUGAAGCUGUUGAUCAAGGAAUGCCACAAAUGACAGGAAGUGCAACAGUUCUAAUCACUGUUCUUGAUAAGAAUGAUAAUCCUCCAAGAUUUACAAGACUCUUCAGUGUCAACGUUACAGAAAACGCAGAGAUUGGAGUGUUUGUAAUCAAAGUGACUUCAUCAGAUCUUGACAUUAAGGAAAAUGCUAAUGCCACUUACAACUUCACAGAAAAUCCUGGCAAUAAAUUUGCAAUUGAUCCCAUCACUGGUAAUGUGACAGUCAUUGGACGAUUAGAUCGUGAACAACAAGAUGAAUAUAUUCUUAAAGUUGUAGCUGUUGAUGGAGCGUGGAGACAAGAAACUCCUUUGACGAUUACGAUCCAAGAUCAAAACGAUAACGCUCCAGAGUUUGAACACAGUUAUUACAGCUUCAAUCUUCCUGAAUUGCAACGAAACAUCGCAUUUGUUGGACAAGUCACAGCAACAGACCGAGACAAGCAAGGUCCAAAUUCUGUCAUUUCUUAUUCACUGCAACAACCAAACGAUUUAUUCACAAUCGACCCAGCAACUGGUGAAAUUUUCAGCAAACGAACGAUCCAUUAUCGACACUCACAACUUGAAGCAUCGCCUGAAAAUAUGUACGCAUUAACUGUUCUCGCAACAGACAAUGGAAAACCACCGAUGUACUCUGAAUGUUUGGUGAACAUCAACAUUGUCGAUGCCAACAAUAAUCCUCCGAAAUUUGAGAAACGCGAAUAUCUUUCACCUGUUCCAGAAGGUGCUGAAACUGGUCAGAAAGUCAUGCAAGUUCAGGCUAAAGACGUUUUAGACUUUGGUGUAAAUGCUGAGAUUGAUUACAUUGUGACAGGUGGUAAUGGAAGCAGUAAUUUUGUCAUCAGUAAGAGUGAUGGUUGGGUAAGCGUUAACAAGCCAUUAAAAGUCGGACCUGGAGCUAUUUAUCAGUUGGCCAUUCGUGCUGUCGAUCGUGGUGUUCCACCUCAAUAUGAUGACGUCACAGCAACAAUUGUCGUAGCUGGUGAAAAUCGAUUCUCGCCUGUUUUUACUGCUUUGAGCUAUCAAGUGAUUGUGCCUGAGAAUGAACCAAUUGGGUCAACGAUUCUUGUCGUGUCGGCAUCUGACAAUGAUGAUGGUCCCAAUGGAAUGGUUCGUUAUUCAAUAUCUGGCGGUAAUGAACGUAAAGAGUUUGCAGUUGAUCCACUUUCUGGAACUGUCACCAUUCUCCAAUCUCUUGAUUACGAUGUCAUUCAGGAGUAUCAUCUCAAUAUCACCGCUGAAGAUCUUGGAUUUAAGCCAAGAAAUGCUGUUGCAAUGCUUCGUGUUACAUUAACAGACAUCAACGAUAAUCAACCAACCUUCAAUCAAAGUGAAUAUCACGCAUAUUUGUCGGAGAACUCACCAGCAAAAACGUUUGUUUAUAAAGCUCAUGCAACUGACAAAGAUUCACCAAAGAAUUCAAUCAUUCAAUAUGCAAUCACUGCCGGUAGUGGCAAAGAUUUCUUUACAAUUGACAGCAAUACUGGCACAAUAACAUCGAGAAUUAGUUUCGAUUAUGAAGAGCAAAAUAAAUAUCAAAUUGUUGUGAAAGCUUCAAAUCCUGAUUCGCCAAUGUCGAGUGCCACUAAAAUAACAAUUCACAUCACUGGCGUCAAUGAAUUUUAUCCUCGAUUCAUUCAACCAGUUUUUCAUUUUGAUGUGUCUGAGUCAGCUGAAGUGGGCACAAGUGUGGGAUUAAUUCAAGCAACUGACAAGGAUUCUGGUGAAGAUGGUAAAGUUUAUUACCUUCUAGUGGGCUCAAGUAACGACAAAGGUUUUAGCAUAAAUGCUGAAAGCGGCGUUAUGUUUGUAUCACGCAAUCUCGAUCGAGAAACGCAAUCGCGUGUUGUUUUGACUGUUAUGGCGAAAAAUUUUGGUGGAAUUCGUGGAAAUGACACCGAUGAAGCUCAAGUUAUAAUUUCAAUUCAAGAUGGUAACGAUCCACCCGAAUUUCUUAUGCCUUCAUAUGAAGCAGUUGUAUCAGAAGGUUCAACGGUUGGUGCGAAAGUUGUAUCGGUUAAAGCUGUUGACAAAGAUGUUCGACCACAAAAUAAUCAAUUUGGAUAUUCAAUUAUUGGUGGCAAUGUCGAUCAAGCUUUUAAAAUCGAUCCACAAACGGGACAAAUUGAAACAUCAAGGAAGUUAGAUCGUGAAAAAACUUCAGCUUACUCGUUGAUUAUCGGUGCCAUCGAUACCGGAAUUCCACCUCAAACUGGAACAACAGCUGUUAAAAUCACAAUCAGUGACAUCAAUGACAAUGGACCAACAUUUGAAGCCAGUAACUUGAUUGGAUUUGUGUCGGAAAAUGAAGCACCAGGCACAAGUAUUAUGACACUUUCAGCUACUGAUCCUGACCUUCCACCAAAUGGUGCACCUUUCACUUAUUACUUGAUUGGUGGAAAGCACAAAGCUUUGGUAAGCAUCGAGAAACAUUCUGGUCUGAUGAAGACAACGAGAUCAAUUGACCGAGAAGCAACACCACAACUUGAAGUGAUGAUUGAAGUUGAAGACAAUGGCAAACCAAAAAUGCGAUCGCAACACAAAAUUACAAUAAACGUUUUGGAUCAAAAUGACAGUCCAUCGUUGCCUCGAGUAGCGCAUGUUUUGAUUUAUGCUUUUAAUGGUAAAAUUCCUAAUGGAAAAGUUGCAGAUGUUCAUCCUAACGAUCCUGACACGACUGGAGAUUAUAAAUGCAAGAUUAUAAAUUCACCAGCGAAAAGUGGAUCUUUGACUAUUGUCGAUGGUUGCAAUCUUCAAACAACAUCAAGAACGAAGCCGCAAGGAUAUUCAUUGUCAAUUUCUGGUAAUGACGGUAAACAUUCCGACGUCAUCUCGACAAUCACGGUUGAGUUCUUAAACUUUGACAACAACACUGUCGCUAAUUCAAUUACAAUUCGAGUUGAAAACAUGACAGCUGCAAAUUUCCUCACAAAUCAUUAUCGAAGCUUUCAAGACAUCAUCAAAGCAUCAAUGGAUAAUGGAGAUGAAGUUUCACUUUAUAGCAUAAGAGAAACUCAAGGUGGAGUUGAAGUGACGAUUGCUGUUAAAUUUUCAGCUGGUUAUCAUUCAACCAACUACAUCACUGAUAAAAUUAUUAAGAAAAGAGAUGCCUUAACACAACUUUUACAGACAAAAAGCUUGACUAUUGGUUACACACCAUGCGAUGCUAACACAUGUGAGAACGGCGGAAUAUGUUCGGAGAAAAUAAAUGUCAGAGAUGAAAUUCGCAUCACUGACAGUCAGAAUUUAAUUUUUACAUCGCCACUUGUUUCUCAUGAUUUCAAUUGCAAAUGUGCUGAUGGUUUUAUGGGAUCAAAAUGUGAUAAGCGGCAAGAUCCAUGUGCACCAAAUCCUUGUCAAGCUGGUGGUCAAUGUCGUAGACAAGGCUACGAUUUCCAAUGUUCUUGUCCAUUAAAUCGAGAAGGAAAAUUGUGCCAAUUAGAACGUGGUGAUGCAUGUUCUAGUAAUCCUUGUAAAAAUGGUGGGUCUUGUCGUGAAUCGCCUCAUGAUGGAUCGACAUUCUUCUGCUUAUGUCGUCCCGGAUAUCGUGGCAAUCAAUGUGAGACUGUCGCUGAUUCUUGUAGACCAAAUCCUUGUCUUCACGGUGGCUUAUGUGUUAGUCUUAAACCUGGAUAUAAAUGCAGUUGCAUUGAUGGUCGUUAUGGUCGUCAUUGUGAAAGGGCAACAUACGGUUUCCAAGAACUUUCAUUCAUGCAAUUCCCAGCUUUAGAUGCAGCAACCAACGACAUUUCAAUCGUCUUUGCAACAACUAAACCAGAUGCUCUUUUGGUCUACAAUUAUGGCGUCCAAAGUGGGGGAAGAUCAGACUUUGUUGCAAUGGAAGUUGUUGAAGGAAAAGCUGUGUUCUCUUAUGGUGGUGCACGUACAGCAGUCACGUCGAUUGUUGUCGGUGGAUCAUCACCAAAUGAAUCUUUAUCUAAUGGUCGGUGGCAUAAAGUAACAGCUACAAGAAAUGGUCGUGUGAUGUCAUUAAGUGUCUCCAAAUGUACUGAUAAUGGCGAUGUUUGUGAAGAGUGUAGACCCGGAGAUUCAACUUGCUAUUCAGAUGAAGUUGGUCCUACUGGAACGUUAAACUUUAACAAGCAUUCACUCUUAAUUGGUGGUUUAUCAUCGGCUGAUCCGGUUUUAGAACGACCUGGACAAGUGCAUUCGGAUGAUCUUAUUGGUUGCGUGCAUAGCGUGUCAGUUAAUGGAAGAGCUUUGAACUUAAGCAGCCCAAUAAAGUCACGUGGAGUGUCUCCAACAUGCAAUAGAAACAACAACGGCGGUCCAUGUUCACAAGGUCAUCCUGACGAUCCAGCUUUAUCACUUUGUGGAUCAUUUGGUGGUUGUUUAGAUCGUUGGCAUACAGCAAUGUGUAAAUGCGGUGGAAAUCUUUUAUCUCCCGACUGUUACACUUCAGUUGAUCCAAUUUCCUUGGUCGAAGGAGGAUUCAUUGAAUUUAAAAUUUCCGAAAAGCACAGACGAAUGCAAUUACUUGAGAAUAUCUACAGUGGCACAACGAUUUGGAAUGUCGACUUGGGGAGACAAAAACGAUUCUCAAUAAAAGCGGACAACAUUUCAAAUCUUGUUGAAGUUGAAGAUCCUCCGAAAUCGAUGAGUGUUCGAUUCCGAACAGUAAAAUCUGAAGGGCUUUUAAUCUAUGCCGCUACUAACAAGCAUUACACAUCAAUUGAAUUACGUGAUGGUCGCUUAAUGUACAUUAGUAAGCAAAACACUCAGAUCAACAUGACAUCAUCAAAGAGCGGUUAUUUAGCUGAUGGAAGAUGGCACAACUUAACUCUUUACGCCCACAACAGAAUUGUUCAAGUGAUUAUUGAUGGACAUUUGUAUGGUGAUGAGUUAGAUUCAGCUGGUGUUCAUGAUUUCCUCGAUCCUUAUCUAACUGUUCUAUCAAUUGGUGGUGUUCGUCGAGAACUUUUCCCUCAAGAUGCGACACCGCCAUCUUUUGAAGGUUGCAUUGCAAACUUCACCAUCAAUAAUGAAAUUCAACCAUUCAAUGGAAGUGGAAGUAUCUUCAAAGAAGUUCUUCAACGCGGCAAAGUAUUCUUGGGAUGUCAUGGCUUAAUUGGACUUGGCGAAGCUCAGGUCACCGAUCCACUUUCAAUCGGCAUUACACUCGUAAUAGUUUUCUUCGUGAUUCUUCUUGUAGCCAUUCUCGGUUCAUUUAUUGUUUUUCGUUUACGUAAACAACAAAAAGAAAAACAUGGAGCUGGUGCAUUGCAUAGCAAACAAAACGGUGCUUCAACUCUUCUUGGUGGAGCUGGCUUAGUUGGAUCAGGUAAUAAUGUUGAUCUUGGACGUGGAAUUCAUGACAUGUCAGGUGUUGGAUUCCAUUCAGAUUCUUCACAUCAUGGCGGUCAUCAUCUUGUUGCACCUGAAUUGAUUUCAAAAAAAUAUAAAGAACGAGAAAUAAAUUCAGCUGAACCACAACGUCCACAAAGACCGGACAUUAUAGAAAGAGAAGUUGUCAGUAAAAGUCCGCCACCUUUGAGAGAAGCAUUGCCGCCACCAGGUUCACAUCAUCCACAUGAUCAUCUUGCGAACAUUGAUCAAGGUUCUGAGUUCCCAGAACAUUAUGAUCUUGAAAAUGCAAGUUCAAUUGCACCUUCGGAUAUUGAUAUUGUUUAUCAUUACAAAGGAUAUCGAGAAGCGAGUGGUGUUCGACAUCAAAAAUAUAAAGCAACACCACCGCCAACCUCAUACACACAUCACAAACAUCAAUCAUCAGCAACACAACAACAACACAGACAUUCACCACAUCAUGUUGGUCCAUAUGCACCACGUGCACCACCGCAGACUAGUCAAGCUCCUACUGCAACUCCACGACCACAUCAAAGUACUCCAUUAGCGCGACUUUCACCAAGCUCUGAAAUGAGCUCUCAACAACCAAGAAUUCUUACUCUGCAUGAUAUCUCAGGGAAGCCAUUGCAGAGUGCACUUUUAGCCACCACAUCGUCAUCUGGAGGUGUUGGUAAAGAUGUUCUUCAUAGUAAUAGUGAGAGAAGUUUGAAUAGCCCCGUGAUGUCUCAAUUAAGUGGUCAAAGCUCGAGUGCAAGUCGAAAGAAUCCCGGAGUUCCACCAAAAACACCCAAUGUUCCAUCAGUUGGAAAUGUUUCUAUGGGAUUGACAGCUGAAGAAAUUGAGCGACUUAAUGCUAGACCAAGAACUUCAUCACUCGUUUUUACACUUGAUGCAGUGUCGAGUAGCAGUGAAGCUCCGCAUGUGCCCGGUCAGCAUUUAAAUCAUCUUCACCAUUCACCAGUUGUCGACAAUCACAGUUCAACAUCAUCAGAUGAGAGUGGAAAUGACAGCUUUACAUGUUCUGAAAUAGAAUAUGAUAACAACAGUAUAAAUGGUGACAUGAGACCGAAGAGAGAUGAUGACAGAAGUGGUAAUGACAAUAGCACUUCGAAUAACUCAAAUAAACCGCACAUUCCUCCACCUUCGUAUGAUGGCUUUGAUUCUUCAUUUCGAGGGUCACUUAGUACAUUGGUAGCAUCUGAUGAUGAUUUAUCAACGCACAUGGGUGGAAUUUAUCGUCAACCAAAUGGCACGUCACCCUCAACAACAACACUUGGUUGGGAUUACUUGUUGAAUUGGGGACCAAACUUUGAAUCUCUCAUGGGAGUGUUUAAAGAUAUUGCUGAACUACCCGACACUGUUAAUGUUAAUGGACGUGCUGUUCCUAAUUCAUUGAGAAUACCAGCAAGUGUACAAAAUCCAUCCGAAGAAUACGUCUGA
This is a messenger RNA of Clunio marinus, 8073 nucleotides long. Lineage: Eukaryota; Metazoa; Arthropoda; Insecta; Diptera; Chironomidae. The record is from the annotation of a GenBank genome assembly.